Messenger RNA from Uranotaenia lowii, 1374 nucleotides. RefSeq lists its product as uncharacterized. The coding region runs from base 1 to 1374 and encodes 457 amino acids. The transcript has a single exon. The record is from RefSeq and is a predicted model, not a curated record. NCBI's taxonomy places the organism in Eukaryota, Metazoa, Arthropoda, Insecta, Diptera, Culicidae.
AUGGCCGAUGACCCCGAUGAGGGGCCGUCGGUGACCUUUGGAUCACGUUUUGGUCCACUGAGAACAGCAGAUCCAGAUCUUGGAUGGGAAAAAAUACCGGCCAGGAAGAGGAAGGUCAAGCGAACAGCACAUCGGGAACAAGAUUGUGAAGAUUGGUUUACCAAGCAGCCAAAACUGGAUAACAACGGACCACGUUUUCUUGUCUUGCAUCGUAACCACCCCAAAGACACUAUGAAGGAUGUUUCGCCGUUUUUUAUUAAAAAAGCCAUCGACAACAUAACUUCAAACGUGACUAUCAGCAGGAUGAGGGACGGGGAUUUACUCCUGAAAACCCAGAACAAACAACAAGCGGAUAAACUGGUUAAACAAACCAUGCUAGCUGGUUCCAUUCCCAUCAUUAUCAAGGAACAUGCUACAUUAAACCAGACCAAAGGCACUAUCAAUUGUUUCGACCUUAAAGCUUUGAAAGACGAAGUAAUCAUCGAAGAACUGAAGGACUCUGGAGUUAUUGCUGUAGAUCGAGUUAAGCGAAGGAACGCAGAUAAAAAACUAGUUGAUACUUCGAUUUUCAUCUUGACCUUUGCUUUAAGUACUCUGCCCAGAUCAAUUGAUGUCGGCUUCCACCGUUGUAAGGUUCAACUCUACAUUCCAGCACCCAUGCGUUGUACGACUUGUCUGAGAUUCAACCAUAAAAAAGCUAAGUGCCGAGACCAGCAAAUGUGUGCCACGUGCUCUCGCCCAGCACAUGGAAAUGAAUGUGUCCAGGAUGCUCUGUGUAUUAACUGUAAUGGUCAGCAUAACGCCCUUUCCCGCGAUUGUCCUGUGUACCAAGAUGAAUAUGAAAUUCAAAGGCUGUGUGCAACUGAAAAAAUUUCGUUCAGAGAAGCCCGACAGAAACGCCGAUCGCAAGUUCCCAAUCCAAUCACCCGUAAAUUAACAUCAUCAUUUGCGGCUGUCGUGAGAGCCCAAAUUAAUCAACAACAACCGGAAACCGAUGAACACCAGGCAAAGCAGAUAGAGAUGAUGAACAACACACCAACUCCAACUCCAACAUCAACACCAACAUCAACACCAAUACCAGUAGAAGAACCCACAUCCCCCACAACAAGCAAUGAAGAUCGAAUGAGUGAAGCAGCACCGGAUAACGCCACCAAAGCAGAUGAUCACGAUCGUACAUUAGGCGAUCACCAGGUACUCAAACUAACCGACGAAAGCGAAAAUAAAGAUUUUACUAACACCAAUGAAAUACAAAAAAUGAAUAGUGAGAUAGUAAUUGAGAACACUAACCAAGAACACAACUAUCGAACUCAGGAAUUCUCUCAGUUUUCACAAGCAAUAAGGGACUCACUGUUUGUCGAACAUAACCAAGAAUAA